Messenger RNA from Astyanax mexicanus (Mexican tetra), 1884 nucleotides. RefSeq names its product high mobility group box 3a (gene hmgb3a). Gene Ontology annotation, biological process: regulation of transcription by RNA polymerase II. The transcript is spliced from 5 exons. Gene Ontology annotation, molecular function: DNA binding, bending. NCBI's taxonomy places the organism in Eukaryota, Metazoa, Chordata, Actinopteri, Characiformes, Acestrorhamphidae. Bases 21 to 830 code for a protein of 269 amino acids. The record is from RefSeq and is a predicted model, not a curated record.
ACCAAUCAGGCCGGUCUCGGAUGGAGCUGGCGAGGCUGCGCCUGGUUUAUAAGAGCAGAGAGAGAGGAGGACAGAGCAGAGACUUCAGGCAACUCAACAACACAGAUACACACACUCAUAAUAUCCUGAGAAGACUAACAGAGACCAGCACCCCUUUUCUGACCAGAAUGGCUAAAGGGGACCCCAGAAAGCCUAAGGGCAAAAUGUCCGCUUACGCGUACUUUGUCCAGACGUGCCGUGAGGAGCACAAGCUGAAGAGUCCAGAGAUUCCAGUCAACUUUGCUGAAUUCUCCAAAAAGUGCUCUGUGCGAUGGAAGGCAAUGUCAGGAAAAGAGAAAACCCGGUUUGAGGACAUGGCCAAGCAGGACAAAGUGAGGUAUGAUCAGGAGAUGAUGCACUACACUGGCAAGAGAGGCAAGAAGAAGGACCCCAAUGCUCCCAAGAGACCACCGUCCGGCUUCUUCAUCUUCUGCUCGGACCAUCGUCCCAAGAUCAAGGCCCAGUAUCCUCACAUGGGUAUUGGAGAGGUUGCCAAAAAGCUUGGAGAGAUGUGGAACAACCUAACAGAUGCCCACAAACAGCCUUACGUGAUGAAAUCCAACAAACUGAAGGACAAGUACCAGCAGGAUAUUGCUGAUUACAAGUCAAAGGGCAAGGUCAGCAGCAUGCCUAUGAAUAUGGGUAUGAAUAUGGGCGCAAAUAUGGGCAUGAGCAUGAUGGGAAUGGCCCCGAAACCCAUGAUGAAGAGCAGCAUGGAUGAUGAGGAUGACGAAGAGGAUGACGACGAGGAAGACGAUGAGGAAGAUGACGAUGAAGAGGAUGAUGAAUAGACAUCAUUUUCUGUAGUGUCUAAGCUAGAAUUAUUAUUAUUAUUGCUAUUAUUGUUAUUAUUAUUGAAUUUUCUGUCUGGAUGAAGUGCAGUAGGAAUACACUGUUGGUCUUUGGUGCAUCACUUAUGAUUUUCGAUGAUCAUGAAACGGUUUGUGAUGUUUGCGAGGAAAGGACAGUUACUGUGAGUGAAAACCGAAGCAGCUUCCUACCUCCAGGUUAGCGCGCGUGUGUGUGUGUGUGUGUGUGUCUGUAUGUGUGAGUGUGUGUAUCAUCAUGACAGCCCAGUGUCUUCCUGACUACCAUUUGCUUCCAUUCAUUGUUUAUAUCAGAUCAUUUACAUCAGAUCAAGUGGUAGCACUGCCAUAUAUAAACACAUUAUGUAUUUUCUUUUGUUUAUUUGUUUGUUUGUUUGUUCAUUUGUUCAUUUCCUUUUUUUAAUGGGUUGUCUAAAAUUGUAUGUAACUCAGUAUAUUAUGGACUAGAGUUUGAUUUUUGCUACUCUGCUACUCAGUGUUGUGUGUAUCAAGGUAUCAUCGGAGCCUCCACGCUGCACCUGUAUUAGGGCAAGUGAUGCUGAUUUCACUCCCCUUAUGGAGUUCCUCUUCUGUACUGAUCUAGAACCUACCUUUCAUUUCUCCAGAACCUGAACUUAAUCAUUAACAGAGAAACUGUGAAACUGUUCUCAGAUCAAUGCAAAAGAUGCGGCUUCUGCCAGCACACUGCUGCUGUGGUGCAUGCUGGGAAAAUAAUAAAAAACAUAACCGAAACGUUUGGUACAUAUGUGGUUUAAACACACUACGUCAAACAGUUACUCAUCCCCAAAACCCUCUUGGGCCUUGAGCACAGGAGAUGGCGACAGCUAUGUGGAAGAUUUUCUUUAGCAUGUUUUAAGCUAAGUGCAUUUUUAAUAUUAACUGUUGUGUACGCCUCAUGUUCCACGUGGGGGGACAGUGCAACUGUUGACCAUGAAUCUGUACUUAUCUGUAUCUAAGAUUUUCUUUUUUAUAUGUUUAGGAUGCUACGUUUGAAAUUAAACGGAUUAAAUUUUUAUAA